CCCGGCCCCGUGCGGGAAAUGAUGCAACAGGGCCGGCCGCGCGUGGUUGUGCUCUGCCUACAGUACCCCCUCCAGCCACGCGGAGGAUCCUGAUGACGACGAGUAUCUUGCCCUCCCCACCCACCACUGCCGGGCGUGCAGGGUGGCAAUGGGAAAACGCCGACACCCAGCCAGGGCAGGCAGGGUACAUGCAUCUUCCGCGGCGGCCGGCAGCGAGCGCGCAUGCAUGCGGCACAGCAGCAGCCACCACCACCACCACCAGUCGAGUCAGUGGCAUGGCGGUUAUGGGGCGGAAAUCCGGAGCUCGCCGCAUGCGCCGCGCUGAUUUACAUCAUCACACUCACCGUAUCCUAGUCGUCACAGACAGUCGUCGACGUGACGCCACCUGGCGUUCAUGGCUUGCCGUCGGGCUUGUGGCCAGGCCGGUCUUUUUUUCCACCAUCCAGUCCCCAAUUUCUGGCAUUCCCUGCAGGUGCGCCUUUGUGGCGUUUUGCCGAUUCGCGCAUUCGUUUCUUUGGUCCCUGCUCCACGUGGCCGUCGGCUUUGGCUUUGCUUUGGCUUUGUGGGUGGCGUCGUUUUCGCCCGGGUGGGUGGGAUGGAACAAAGGUACAGGACGCAUCCCUCCCGAACCAGUGAAAGCCGGGUUUUGCGCAAAGGGUAAUGAUUGCGCGGGCCUUCAUUCGGGCGUUCAUGCGGAUGGCGAGUGGUGGGUGCGGUGCAGGGUUGAUGCAAGUCAUUUGCUUGCGGUUACUUGCAGUGCAUGUACUGUGUGUGUAAUGUAAGCUGGGCUACGGUCACGUGCGUGAGAUGUGAUCCAUAACCCCUGAUGAAGCGUUGUUGG
Neohortaea acidophila is the source of this 841-nucleotide messenger RNA. RefSeq lists its product as uncharacterized. The record is from RefSeq and is a predicted model, not a curated record. The transcript has a single exon. Bases 93 to 782 code for a protein of 229 amino acids. NCBI's taxonomy places the organism in Eukaryota, Fungi, Ascomycota, Dothideomycetes, Mycosphaerellales, Teratosphaeriaceae.